This is a messenger RNA of Mesocestoides corti, 333 nucleotides long. The record is from the annotation of a GenBank genome assembly. NCBI's taxonomy places the organism in Eukaryota, Metazoa, Platyhelminthes, Cestoda, Cyclophyllidea, Mesocestoididae.
AUACCCCGGGCCUUGACCGCAGACAUGACUGCAGGAACACGCACGAAUCCGAACUGGAUGAUAAGUACUUUCAACCGGCUCUUCCGGCGCUGCCAUCCGUUUGCCUUAUUUUACGCAAAGUAUUCCUUUCGUCCAUUUAAGCACCACUCAGGCUGCGUGAACGCAUUGAAUUUCAGCCAUUCAGGACACUUAAUUGCUUCUGGAUCCGAUGAUCAACGUGUGGCUGUGACAGAUUUCUAUUCCGGCAAACUCAUAACCCGGUUUCAUUCUGGGCAUAAGUUGAACGUGUUUCAGGUAUGUUUGAUAUAUUACCUAUUGCUACUGUAUAAUUGA